Messenger RNA from Aspergillus glaucus CBS 516.65, 1530 nucleotides. RefSeq lists its product as uncharacterized. Gene Ontology annotation, cellular component: membrane. Gene Ontology annotation, molecular function: carbohydrate:proton symporter activity. Gene Ontology annotation, biological process: carbohydrate transport; transmembrane transport. Lineage: Eukaryota; Fungi; Ascomycota; Eurotiomycetes; Eurotiales; Aspergillaceae. Bases 1 to 1530 code for a protein of 509 amino acids. The transcript is spliced from 6 exons. The record is from RefSeq and is a predicted model, not a curated record.
AUGAAAGAUCAAGAUAUCGUCGGCGAGGCGCUUGCCUCUGUUCUACCACAGUACAAUAAGAUUUGGUUUCGGGUUCCGCAUUUACUGCAAUUGAAUUUGAUUUUGAUAAUUCCGUUGCUGUCUUCUGCGGUUGCUGGAUAUGAUGCAGGAUCAUUAAUGAAUGGUCUCCAAUCGAUAACUCAAUGGCAGAACUACUUUGGUAAUCCAUCCGGCGAGAUCCUGGGUGUUGUUAAUGCAGCGCAAUCCAUUGGGAGUGUUCUCUCUCUUCCUGUUGUCGGGGUUCUAUCUGAUAAGAUCGGUCGACGGUGGACGUUGUUGUCGGGGGCUGUUACCAUUGUCAUUGCUUCGGCAAUCCAAGCGGCAUCGGUGCAGUAUGGGAUGUUUGUGUUUUCGAGGGUACUCGUAGGAAUCGGCUCAAUGCUAGUCGUCCAGCCCUCACCAAUGCUCAUCACGGAACUAGCAUAUCCGACGCAUCGAGGGAAAUACACCAGCGCCUUCUGGACAAUGUACUACCUCGGCGCAAUAGUCGCCUCCUGGACAUCCUACGGCACCCAGAAACAUCUAACCGACGAUUGGACAUGGCGCAUUCCCUCGAUUGUGCAAGCUGGGUUUCCUAUUAUCCAGAUUGCGCUUUUUUGGUUCCUGCCUGAGUCUCCGCGAUGGCUCAUCGCAAAUGGUUAUACCCAGCAGGCAGAACAGUUACUCGCUCGCUUUCACACGGCUGGUGAUAUCUCACAUCCGUUAAUUCAAUUUGAAAUGGCCGAAAUCGCCCAGACGAUUGAAAUCGAGCAUUCAGCAUCCACAAUGCGCUGGACGGCACUUGUUGAUACACCCGGGAAUCGCAAACGGACGUUCAUCGCUGUGUGUGUUGGGACGUUUGCGCAGUGGAAUGGCGUCGCCGUGGUCUCAUACUACCUAACCCUCGUCCUCGACACCAUCGGAAUUACAGACCCUGACACACAAACCCUCAUAAACGGCCUAUUACAAGUAUUCAACUUCGUCGCCGCCGGAAGCGCCGCACUCCUCGUCGACAGAAUAGGCCGUCGUCCGCUCUUCCUCUGGUCCGCGCUGGGCAUGCUAAUCUCCUUCAUUAUCUGGGCAGCCUGUUCAGCUAUUGUCAACGGGGACGAUGGCAACCAAGCCGUAGGCCGCGCUGUCAUCGCAUUCGUAUUCAUAUUCUACUUCCACUACGACAUCGCGUACACGCCGUUACUCCUCGGCUAUCCAACUGAGAUAUUCCCCUACUCGAUCCGGAGUAAAGGCGUGACGGUGGAAUUAUUAGCUGUGUAUUCAUCGUUGAUUAUAUUGGCGUUUGUAAAUCCGAUUGCGUUGGAUCGAAUUGGAUGGCGGUAUUAUAUCUUUUUCUGCUGUUUUGAUGUGCUUGUGCUUGUUGUUACUUGGUUUUGUUUCCCGGAGACGAAGGGGCAUUCGCUGGAGGAGAUUGCGGAGGUUUUUGAUGGGACGGGGGAUGAGGUUGAUGAGGAGAAAGUUGGGAAGAGGGGGGUUGAGCAUGCUGAGUAUGUUGAUUGA